AUGGCUUCAUCAAGUGGAACAUCAUCAGGUUCAGGUUCGGGUUCAGGUUCGGGUUCAUCUCUGCUACAAAACUCAGGUUCGGAGGAAGAUUUACAGGCUUUGAUGGAUCAGAGAAAGAGGAAGAGGAUGAUAUCGAACCGCGAAUCAGCGAGACGGUCUCGGAUGAGGAAACAGAAGCACUUGGAUGAUCUUGUUUCUCAAGUGACGAAACUGAGGAAAGAGAAUCAAGAAAUACUCACAAGUGUUAAUAUCACCACUCAACAGUGUUUGAGUGUUGAGGCGGAGAAUUCUGUUUUGAGGGCUCAGAUUGGUGAAUUGAGCAGCAGGUUAGAAUCUUUGAAUGAGAUUGUUGCUGUUAUGAAUUCAAGCAAUGGAGGUUUUGUUGAGCCAAACAAUGGCUUCUUGUUCUUCAACCCUUUGAGUAAUAUGUCUAUUAUGGCUUCUUCUGACAUAUUACAGUACUGA
This is a messenger RNA of Lathyrus sativus (Indian pea), 465 nucleotides long. The record is from the annotation of a GenBank genome assembly. NCBI's taxonomy places the organism in Eukaryota, Viridiplantae, Streptophyta, Magnoliopsida, Fabales, Fabaceae.